Molecule: messenger RNA, 1773 nt
Organism: Zootermopsis nevadensis
Lineage: Eukaryota; Metazoa; Arthropoda; Insecta; Blattodea; Termopsidae
Gene: Slimp
Product: Seryl-tRNA synthetase-like insect mitochondrial protein
Biological process (GO): seryl-tRNA aminoacylation
Molecular function (GO): serine-tRNA ligase activity; ATP binding
Source: RefSeq, a predicted model, not a curated record
GGAAGAUCGAAACUCAAACACCAAUAGAUGAAAAGGCACAGACAAUUGAAGAUGAAGAUGUAAAAAUGGUAUAAAUUGUCUGUAGUUUUUUCAGAUUAAAUAACUUUGAACUGUUGAUUAUGUAUACAUGAAUAUCUGAUAUAUUAAUAUGGCUGUUUUAAUGAAACUGGUCAGGUUUCCAUUACGGCAUUGUAGGGCAUGUGUUAGAAGUUUUGCGUCUGCUCUUUACGUUACUGGUGAUGAAGCCAAAGGAAUGUUUUCUGUUAUAACUCCACAUAUUGACGUAGAAGAUAAGUUUAAGGAAAUGUCUGCUUUGAGACGAAAUGUCGAGCUUCGACAAAUGCAAGUUGAUGUAGACAAAGUAAAGAGCAUUUGGGAUGUCUUGAAAAGCAUGGAGGCAGACAGAAACACGCUAGAGAACAAACGUGUAGAUAUAGCAAAGAAGAUAAAAGAAAUAAAGAGUAGUUACAAUGAUAUAAAAGAAGUGGAAAAAUUAAAAUUACACGGAAAGUUGAUAAGAGAAGAUUUGAAAAUGACAGUGAAAGCUGUUUGGGAAUUAGAAAAGAAAGUCAUGACUUUGGUUUUGAGUUUACCAAAUAAUCUGCAUCCUGACACUCCAAGUGAAGAUGCAAAGAUUGUAAGUCAAUUUGGAAAUGCGUCAAUAAUGAAACAGACCGAAAGUCACGUGAGGAUAGGGGAGAAACUAGAUGUAUUAGACUACUUCAGUUCGAUGUGUUAUUAUCUGAAAGGGGAUGCUGCACUUUUUGAACUCGGUAUACUCGAUUAUUUCACUGGAAAACUUUGCAAUCAUGAUUUUGUGAAAUUUUGCAAUUCAGAUUUUGGUCGAAGUGUAGUGGUGGAGGGUUGUGGACUUGACCAUGAGGAUCCCAGUGUAACAUACAUCCUUAAAGAUACAGAUGACAUUCUACAUACAAAAGAUGUUAAUCGCUUACAUUUGGUUGGCGGAGCAUCUCUGCCAUCCUUUUGUUCCUUCCAUGCAAAACGAAUUAUACCUAUUACUGCUCUUCCCUUGCGAUUAGUGGCCAUGGGACGUCAGUACAAACCUAACAUACAGAGUCUAGAAGAGACUGAUUUCGAAGGAUUGUUUGGAGUCAGUCAAGCUUCGUCAGUUGAGCUGUUCAUUUCCACAGCAGAUAAUCUCAGUAAUAUGAUGAAUGAAUUUGAUAAAACUGUGGCAGCUGUGACUAAUAUAUACAAGGAAUUAGGUUUUCCUUUCAGGGUUGUGUACAUGCCUGCAAAAUCUUUGAGAUCAUAUGAAAGUUUGAGAGCCAGCUUCCAGAUGUAUUCAUUGUAUUUGCAGUCUUAUAUAGAGAUAGGUCAUGUUUCUGUUUGUGAUGAUUAUAUAAGUAAACGCCUCCUCAUUCGUUAUGAGCUAGAAGCUGAUCAAAAAUUUACGCGAAUUGUGUCCGGAACUGUUGUAUCUGUACCCAGAUUGCUAGGAUGUGUCUUAGAGUUGCACAACGAAGCCAAAAGCUUUGGAAGCAUUCCUAUCCCACAAACAGUCAGACAGCAAUUGUUCUAAACCUGUAAAUGACAGUAGUAAUAGCAGUGAUGUAUCAUUAUACCAUAUAAAUGACAUAUUCCUUCUUAUUUUUUGUAUUACAUAAAUAAAAAGUAAACCUGAACUAAUAAAUAAAGUAAGCUUCUCCAAGACUUUGUGUGUGUCUAUAUGCUACUUGUUACAUUCAAUGCUGAUUGUUCUAAAACAGAAUUUGAAGUCGGUAGGAAAUAAAGGAUAAACUGAUUUGUGAA